UCCGUGGUCACGCUGGAUGGAGGCAAACUCAUCCAUGUGCAGAAGUGGGACGGGAAGGAGACAUCGCUGGUCCGGGAGCUGAAGGACGGGAAGUUAAUCCUAACACUCACCAUGGGCAGCGUUGUCUCCACCCGCACCUACGAGAAGGCGACAUAG
Molecule: messenger RNA, 156 nt
Organism: Eurypyga helias (sunbittern)
Lineage: Eukaryota; Metazoa; Chordata; Aves; Eurypygiformes; Eurypygidae
Product: fatty acid-binding protein, heart-like
Exons: 2
Source: RefSeq, a predicted model, not a curated record